Paralichthys olivaceus (Japanese flounder) is the source of this 1769-nucleotide messenger RNA. The record is from RefSeq and is a predicted model, not a curated record. Lineage: Eukaryota; Metazoa; Chordata; Actinopteri; Pleuronectiformes; Paralichthyidae.
UUGAAGUGAAGGGUGGCAAGUUUAAAAUGCCAAAAUUUGAUGUGUCUCUACCAAAAGUUAGUCUGCCAGAAGGUGAUGUCACCAUAAAAGCCCCAGACAUGAAGGGAGGGAAGAUUGAGAUGCCAGACAUUGAUAUUUCACUCCCCAAAGGAAAAGCAGAAGGAGAAAUUGAUAUUGGAGGACAUGCUGGUAAAGGAGGCAAAUUCCAUAUGCCCUCUAUUGAUAUCUCACUUCCUAAAAUGAAAGCUAAGGGACCAGAGGUCAACAUAGAAGGUCCUGAAUUAAAAGGUGGGAAAAUACACAUGCCAGACAUUGACCUUUCACUUCCAAAAGGGAUAGUGGACAUUUCACUGCCAAAAGAAAGUGUCAAACUGGAAGGACCUGAGGUGAUAGGAGGAAAGAUGCCAGCAAUGCCAGCUGUUGACAUAUCCGUUCCAGUGGGAAACAUGGAAGGAGAUAUCAAUAUUCAAGGACCAUCAGGAGAUAUGGAGAUACCAGCCAAGUUGAAAGUUAAGGGUGCAGACAUUCAGACAGGUGGUGUUGAAGGUCCAGGCGCAUCACUUAAACUUCCCUCAGUCAAAUUGCCAAUAGUUGACAUCACAGCUCCAAAGGUGGAUUUAGACUUUGGUCUUAAAAAACCAAAAGGGGACGAUGUGGAAGUGGAGCUUCUUAAAGCAGAGGGAGGAAGGCCUUCUUCUGGGGGCAGCUUUGAUCUACCUGAUGUCUCCCUCAAAGUCCCCAGUUUUUCUUUCCCCAAGUUUGGUACAAAGUCCAAGAGUGGUGAAUUAGAGAUAUCAGGCAAAGGCCCUAAGGCAGAUGUUUCCCACGGCCCACCACAUGUGGGAGGAGAGAUAAGAGCACCAUCAGUAGAGUUCGAUGGGGAUGGAAAAGUCAAGGUGAAAAAAAAUAAAAUCAAAAUCCCCUUAUUUGGAAUAACCAAAAAAGAUACAGAUGUUUCUGUGUCUUGUCCUGAUGUGGAUGUUAAAGGGAAAAAAGGGAAAAUUCAUAUUCCACAACCAGAAAUCAAAUUUGAGAGCCCAGAUGUUAAAUCAAAAUACAAAGUAAAAUUCCCAAAGUUUAAAAUGUCGCCACCAAAGGGUCAACUGCCAGAAGAAGAAGUUGAUGCAAAACUGGAGACAGAUGUUGAAGGAAAAGGUGGCUUCCAUGCACCUGAUGUUACUAUCAAAUUACCCAAAUUCUCCAUGCCAGGAUUUGGCUCCAGAGAAAAAGAUUUGGGGAAGCUUCAAGGUGACCUUGGAGCCAAGGUCAAGAUGCCCUCCAUUGAGCUGUCACUACCAGCAGCUAAAACUCCAGAGAAUGAGGUUCUUCUCCCCAAAGCAGAAGUUGAUGUUACAGAGGCUGAUAUCAAAGGUUAUGAGGGAAACCUUAAAAUUCCCAAAAUGCCAAUUAUUGAUGUUUCCAUUCCCAAAAUAGAUCUGGAUGUAUCCCUGCCAAAAGGAAAGACCCAAAAGAUCCAAGGACCAGAAGUGGAAUUAAAAGCGGGUGAAGGAAAGUUCAAAAUGCCUCACAUAACAAUGCCAGACGUUGACCUUUCACUUCCCAAAGGAAAGAUUGAAGGUCCAGAAGUAGAAAUGAAGGGAGGUACAGGAGGAAAGUUCAAAAUGCCUCAUAUUAAAAUGCCAAAUGUUGACCUCUCUUUGCCCAAAGGAAAGAUUGAAGGUCCAGAAGUCGAAAUGGAGGGAGGUACAGGAGGAAAGUUCAAAAUGCCCCACCUCAGCAUGCCCUCUGUUGAUAUUUCACUUCCCAAA